CCUCCGAGCCGUGCCCGGCUCCAGAGGCUGCCCGGCUCCCCAGGCUCCCGCGGAAAGGAAAGCCUGGCACGCCACACAACCUUCCAAAGGUGUCUCGGUGCCGCAAUGGGCUGCCCGGGGAAGAGGUGGAGUGACCGUCCCUGGAGGUGUUAAGGAAAGCCUGGACGCGGCACUCGCUCUGUGAUACUUUAUGGGAUCUUGCUAUAGCUGAAGUGGAGAAGAGAGAAAAUCCUGAUGAUAAUGAUGUCAAGCCAGGGGAAGUUUGGGAAAAAUCAAUAUUAUUUAUGGGAAACAAAAACGGGGGGAAGACCACUAUCAUACUGAGAUGCCUUGAGAGGGAAGAGUCUCCAAAGCCAACGUUAGCCUUGGAAUAUACUUUUGGAAGAAGGGCAAGGAGACACAAUACACCUAAAGAUGUAGCUCAUUUUUGGGAACUAGGUGGUGGAACCUCAUUAGUGGAACUCAUUCAAAUACCAAUCACUAGCCACAACAUAAGGUCAUUUGCUGUAGUUCUGGUAUUGGAUCUCUCCAAACCUCAUGAACUCUGGACUACUAUGGAGAACCUUCUGCAGGUCACCAGGAACCACGUGAACAAAAUUUUAACCAAACUAGAAAAGAAAACCCCUGAAGUAGCUGCUGAAAUUAAACAGAGAAUGUGGAAUCAUCUGCAGAGGGAUCACCCUGACUGUGCAUUAAUCGACCCUUUUCCAAUACCCUUGGUGAUAAUUGGAAGCAAAUACGAUAUUUUUCAUGAGUUUGACUCUGAAAUGAGGAAAAUAAUUAGCAAGACACUUCGAUUUGUUUCGCAUUAUUAUGGAGCAUCAUUAGUGUUUACCAGUAAAUCUGAGGCUCUCCUGCUGAAAGCCCGUGCUCUCAUUAAUCACUUGGCAUUUGGCUAUGAUAAAAGCAAGUCUGUAUCAGUGGAUCCCAGCAAACCUCUCUUUAUACCAGCAGGCCUGGAUUCCAUGAGCCAAAUAGGACCACCACCUGCCUCCGACAGUGAUCUUGGAAAGAUGCGUGCCAACACGCCUUUGGAACUAUGGAAAAAAGUAUUUGAGAAAGCAUUUCCUCCCAAGAGUUUCUGUGAUUUACAAGAUACCAAGGACCCUGCACAGGAUAGUCAGUAUGCUGAGUAUGAAGUUGAUGUCAUGAGAGCUCAGAAAAACCAGGAACUUGAGCAAUACAAAAGAAAUGCUUCUAAAUCCUGGAAAGAAAUGGAUUUUGACUCUGAUUGAUGAACUGCUCUGUCUUCAGUUUAACACCAUUUACAAAAUUAUUUUUAUCGUUUUUACAUUACGUUAGCAAUUUCAUCUGAUGCAGUUGAAAAUAUCUAAUACCAACCUACAAAGUUAGAAUUUAUUAAGCAUCCCUGAUGUUAUUUUUCAUAAAAGGAGCUGUUUAUUCACUCAGUCCAAAUUUGUUUAUCUUGGCAAAGAGUUUUUUUAAAAAGUGGGGAGAAAGGAAUUCUAGAUUGCUCUCAAAUGGGUUUGUUUAUGGAGACUGGAAUUUGUCAGUUCUAUCUAUUUUAUAAGUUACAACCCAUUAUUUAAUUUACUUUUGAAUACUUCUAGCCUAAGCAUAUAUUUAAAUAUAAACAAGUUUUCACACCCAAAGUAUGAAAUUAUGUAGUGUGCUAGGCAUCUUUUUGUCAUUCAAAGCCAAAGCCUAAGAAAUACUUGCAUAAUUGUUUGAUAUAUUUGAAUAAAUAAAUAAAACUAAAACUG
Molecule: messenger RNA, 1724 nt
Organism: Hirundo rustica (Barn swallow)
Lineage: Eukaryota; Metazoa; Chordata; Aves; Passeriformes; Hirundinidae
Gene: DYNC2LI1
Product: dynein cytoplasmic 2 light intermediate chain 1
Exons: 13
Coding region: 285-1235 (316 amino acids)
Biological process (GO): intraciliary transport involved in cilium assembly; intraciliary retrograde transport
Cellular component (GO): ciliary basal body; axoneme; cytoplasmic dynein complex
Molecular function (GO): dynein heavy chain binding
Source: RefSeq, a predicted model, not a curated record